UUGUCCUUAAAUGAACAAACUGGUAGUCCUUAAAAGAUUCAGCAUUCAAUGCGGAGAUAUAUAAGUUAGCCUAAGAAAGUGCCAGAUUCAGUCACUUUGCACUUAGAUGUGAAGAUAUUAGCGAUUUGAUAAGAGCAAUUAAUAUAAAACAAUGAAAUUCUGCGUGGUUCUGGUCUUGGUCUUGCAAAUUGCCAUUUGCUUGGGCCAAACGUACACGUCGAGGUUCGAUAAUAUCAAUAUCGAUGAAAUUCUGUCCAAUAAACGAGUGUUAAAUAAUUAUGUUCGGUGUGUCUUAGACGAAGGCCCGUGUACUGCUGAAGGAAGAGAACUGAGAACUCAUAUUCCUGAAGCGUUGAGAACGAGCUGCGCCAAAUGUACGCCAUCACAGCAGAAAUUCGUGCGAAAAGGGGCCAAUUUCCUGAUCAAAAACGACCCCGAUCAAUGGAAGAGGAUUGCGAAGAAAUUUGAUCCUGAGGGCAAAUUUGCUCCUCAAUUCCGCCAGUUCUUGAACGCCUAAAGGAGAAUUUUGCGUGCCUUCAUCAUUUGAUUAAUUUAUUUUAGUUGAUUUUUUUGUUUGUUGUUGUAUAUUUUCUAACAACUUUGUUACCCAAUUUUGAAUAAACCUCAAGUUGGUGUAUGUGGA
This is a messenger RNA of Dendroctonus ponderosae (mountain pine beetle), 643 nucleotides long. RefSeq names its product ejaculatory bulb-specific protein 3. The coding region runs from base 152 to 517 and encodes 121 amino acids. The record is from RefSeq and is a predicted model, not a curated record. The transcript has 2 exons. NCBI's taxonomy places the organism in Eukaryota, Metazoa, Arthropoda, Insecta, Coleoptera, Curculionidae.